Molecule: messenger RNA, 3384 nt
Organism: Microsporum canis CBS 113480
Lineage: Eukaryota; Fungi; Ascomycota; Eurotiomycetes; Onygenales; Arthrodermataceae
Exons: 2
Coding region: 1-3384 (1127 amino acids)
Biological process (GO): regulation of DNA-templated transcription; DNA-templated transcription
Cellular component (GO): nucleus
Molecular function (GO): DNA binding; DNA-binding transcription factor activity, RNA polymerase II-specific; zinc ion binding
Source: RefSeq, a predicted model, not a curated record
AUGCGCUCCAGCAUCGCCUGCUCCCGUUGUCGCCGGAGCAAGAUAAAGUGCGUCAAUGCUGGCAUCGACACCACCUGUCGAGCCUGCGAGUCCUCCGGGAGAGAGUGUUCCUAUCCAACUCCAGCUGGUGCUGGCUGCCAUUCGUCUGCCGGCGUCAAACGGGAUAUCACAGCAUCGUCCGGUGUCGACGAUGAGCGGGCCAACAACGCCAACGGCAGCACCAACGGCAGCACCAACAAUAACAACAACAGCAGUGAAUGGGAUAACCCCAAGCGGCAGCGUCACAGGAAACAUGCCAACGCUUCCGUCUCGUCCAAGGAUGCCAUGAUGAAGCAGAACUACAUGCUCGCCCUGGACUCUGCCAUCCUCACCCCCAAAGUAUGGGAGACCCUCUUCGACCUCUUCCAGCAGCACUUUGCUACCAUCCUGCCCUUUCUGCACCCUGCUACCUCCCUGGCUCAGAUUCGUCACCUCACCGGCUCAUCCUAUGCAUCUACCGCUACGACUACUACUACGUCUUCGUCAGCUGCUCCCACUCCGGCUACCCUCGACGGGCAGCAUGCUACGGAUCCGUCUCAGAGCCCCGCGCCCAGGGCAGAGGUGUCUCCGUUGAUCUUACUCGGCGUCCUGACCCUGACGGCCAGGUUUCACCCUCAGCUGGCUCAGCACCACUCACCGGCUUCCCCAGUCAGCCCGUGCAACCCAACCGUGGCAUCGGAGUUCUACGCCAAUGUCCUGAGGGCACGGCUGGCGGGCACAGAUGGCGCUGACAUCACCGUCACAGACCUCAACCGCGUCCAGGCUCUGCUCAUGCUCACCCUGCACGAAUGGGGGAUGUGCCGCGGAAAGAAUGCAUGGAUCUACCUGGGCAUGGCGGUCCGGAUAUCACAGGCCAUGGGCCUAUCCUUUGAGCCUGCCGAAGACGAACCCUCUUACCCUUCUUACCCUUACUCGUCCAGGCGGCCGUCCAUGCACGCCGAGCUCGACCAGCAGAACCAGCAGAGGGAACAGCUCAACUCGGACGACGUUAUCGAACAGGAGACCAGGAGACGCACCUUUUGGAGCUGUUUCAUCCUCGACAGAUGUCUGAGUAACGGCAAGUUACGUCCUCGUAUGCUCAGAGUGCGCGAGAUCGGCAUCCAACUACCCAGCGAGAACGCUUUUGCCUUUGGUGAACGGGUACGGACCUCCCUGCUGAGUGAUGGUAACACCGGACGCAACGGGCCCAGCAGACGCUCACAGAGCUACGACUCUCGAAACGGGUCGACUGCCACCGCCAACGCAGUCCAGAUACCCAGUCUAAGACAGUCCAUCGGAUAUGGCGACGAGGCCAAGCCGAAAACGUGGCCACCCAUCUCCAGCCACAGAAGUGACGGACACGGUGACCGGAUCGAUAGGUGGGAAUACAGCGCUCGCAACACUGACACGCACAUCAUGUAUAAAAAUUCCCUCGCACCAUAUGCACUUAUGCACAUCAUCUACUUUCUUUCAGUCAUUGUCUUACAUCGCGCAUACCUCCCUUUCCUGCCGCUCCGGCCCAUGGAUCCACAGGGGCCCCUUGAUGAGCCCUCCUAUCCUCCCGAAAGGUACAGCGUGCCCGACGGCUUCUGGAAGGAUAGCGCACGCGAGCUCUUUCGCGCCGCCAGACAGAUGGUGGAACUCGUUCGCACCUGUCACGAACGUGGUGUGCUCAUGGAGACACCCCUGGUCGGGUUCGCAAUCUACAACGCCGCAUUCAUGGGGAUAUACGCAGCUCACUUCAACCAUAUGGACCAGGAGGGCUACCUAUGCCUGAAGCCGCACUCACACGACGCCGCCGCCUCUCCAGGUGGCACAGCAAUGACCGUGGGAGCAGGCAGCCUGGCACAGGCGGAUGUACGGAAAUCCAUCGAGAUUCUUGGUGAAAUGAGACCUCGGAUGAAGAUGGCAGUCGGCUGGUUCCGAACUGUGCAUCGACUACAUGGAUAUUUCUGCAAGGUCAAGAGGGACCAGAAGCGUCCCUGGAAGAUGAACGGCGCAGAUGGCCAGCAGCAACAUCCAUCAUACCACAACAACAGCAGCAGGGUCAGCGUUCAGCACAACCGCCACGCUUGCGCCUCGCAGAUUGCCCAGAACACUCUGUACGAGGAACUCAGGCAGCUCGACAAGGUCCUCAUGGACCUCGGUAGCACAGAAGACCAAACACCCGAGAUGAGCGGGUCCGACGACGACGUGGCUGCGAUGCUAUCUGCGAACAUGGUGGAGCAGCACCACAACAGCGAGACGGCCAACAACAUCGUGAAGAGCGAGCCGGGCGAUGGUCCGGAUGCUCACCAUGGCAGCGACGGACAUGCCGUCAACGGGGUUCUGCAGCGGGAUUCCUGGGUGCCGGUCAACAGCAGCAGCCCUGCUGCUCACUCCAUUGCCCCCAUCUCGAAUGCAGCUGCUGCAACUGCUCCGGCAGCUGCAUCUACCAUGAUCAUGAUGGCCAACGGAUGCAAGGAAAACGGCGAAAAGCAAGCCUCCGACUGCGAUCGAUGGCCCAUUCUCCCGGCUCCUCAGCAGCACCAACAGCACCACCCGUCGACCAAUGCUCCAUCCGCCGCUUCGCCCUACAGCCUGCCUCCGUUCCAGGGCACGUAUCGCGACACGCCGUCUUCGGGGCUGCCUGCAUCUCCCCCAAGCUCUGCCGGUACGACUCUUCCGCCUCCAGUCCCAUCCACGUCCGCCGUGACAGCAACCACGCCAGCUGCAUCUUCACCAUACUUCACCGCGACUCCUUCACCGUCCAACUCAAACCCAAACCAUCGCUUGCAAGCUGUCCAACCUUGGCCGACAUCCCGACAACCUCCUCCACCGCCACCAUACUCCCAAUCUCUCCCUUCGCUGAACCUGGCCGCCCAGCAGAGCUUCCCCUUACCUCCUCUCCAGCCGAGUCUAACCCACGGCGGCCAAGCACACGGACACGGACAUGGACAUGGGCCUGGGCACGGUCAUGCACAUGGCUCAAGCAACCGAACUCCUCCCCUUUCGCAGUCAAGGCUCGAUCUAGGCUCGUUCCUGGCGCCACCACCUACUCAGCAGCAGCAGCAGCAUCAGCAGCAUCAACAUCAUCACCAACAGUCAUUUUCUCGGCAGGUCUCGCCAUACAACUCCUAUGACACCACGAAUGCCAACCCUCUGUGGAUGAGCAGCCUGAACGGAGAAGAUGUGCUUGCCUUUAUCGAGGCCGACAGUUUCGACAAGUGGUCUACUGUUAUGCCUACCCCUAACGGCCCGCCUUCUCCAGCUUCGUUACCCAACAUGAACGGCCACUACCAGGCCAACGGCUACACCGCCAGCUCUAAUACCGGUGCCAACGCAAGCGGAUGGCUAGGUCUAAUCUGGAGUGAAUAUACCCAUUAA